Amphimedon queenslandica is the source of this 1857-nucleotide messenger RNA. RefSeq names its product TOX high mobility group box family member 4-like. The record is from RefSeq and is a predicted model, not a curated record. The transcript is spliced from 9 exons. Gene Ontology annotation, biological process: regulation of transcription by RNA polymerase II. Gene Ontology annotation, cellular component: nucleus. Gene Ontology annotation, molecular function: chromatin DNA binding. The coding region runs from base 9 to 1436 and encodes 475 amino acids. Lineage: Eukaryota; Metazoa; Porifera; Demospongiae; Haplosclerida; Niphatidae.
GUUUCAAAAUGGCUUCCGAAAGCAAUCAUUUCAAAAUUGAGCACAACUAUUGCAAGGUUUUGGACGAUGAUUCAAUGUCUACUCAAGCCACACCCACAGAAAGAGCCCCACCCCCUACAGAGACCACGCCCUAUCUCUCCCCCCUCGCCCCUAAUAUUGAUAACAUUGAGACACUGCUAAUAACACUGUUACAAACUCAUACACUCUAUAUUGGUGGGUGUGGCUCUGUGGAAACCACACCCACCACUAACGGCACUAGUAAUGGACCUAUUGAUAGUUCUGGUCCUUCUAUUAUUGAUAUCAAUCCACUGUCACUGGACACUCUCAGUAAUGAACAGAUUAAUUAUUUAAUAACUAGUAAUGCUGUGAACUAUGCUUCAAUACAGCAGGCAAUGACCCAGAGAUAUAAUAGACAAUAUAACAUACAGAAAGAUGAUUCUGUUCUAUUGAAUGAAGUUCGUUUACAUUCUCCUUCUCCUCUACCUCAAGCCAUGCCUACUCCAGCCCCGCCCACCCUCAGUCCCGGCACUACCCUCACUAUAACGUCCAAUCAGUUGAGAGAGUUACAGUCUCAGUUAUCAUCAUUACUUCAGCAGCAGUCGGCCAGUACUGGAGGGGGUGGGGUCUCAUUAGGGGCGGGGCUACAGCAGCCAUCAAUAGAUGCUAUUAAUCAAUUACUGAAACAUCAAAUACUGAACAUAAUGACAGGGACAACCCCCAGCACUGAUGAGAACACAACUAACAAUGACCCACCACCACCACAGACUACACCUGGUGCUUCCCUCCCUCCUUCAUUCUCCAUUCCUCCUCCUCCUACUGCUACUGGACCCUCUCAACCACACCCUACUAAUACCACUAUCACUGCUAGUACUAGUAGUGGCAGUAGUGCUGUUAGUACUACUGGUAAUGGUGCUGGUGCUGGUGCUGGUAAGAAGAAGAAAGAUCAGGAGAAGAGGCCUCCCACUGCAUUCAAUUAUUAUUUCUCUGACGUUUAUCAUAAAGUUAUUGAGGAGAAUCCUAAUUUGCCGUUUUCUGAAGUGUCCAAGAUAGUAUCAUCAAUGUGGAAUGUACUAGGACAAGAAGGAAAGAAGAAAUAUUAUGAUAAACAGGAGGAGAUGAAACAAUCUCAAUCUCAUAGGCAGGACAUGCCCACUACACCAACCACGCCUACUGCUAGUGCCACGCCCACUUUAUCAGUCACUACUAAACCAACUAACAAGAGACCAAGGAAAGGAAGCAAAGAAGGAACCAAUGAAGAAACAAUAGUUAAAAGGAGGAAGACUGAUGGUAUGUGUGUUGCUGUUGGUUGCUACAACAUGUCCUCAUAUGAAGAGGAGAGAGGAUACAAGUACUGCUGCAAUGACUGUAUAGUGAACCACUGCAGGGCAGUGUUUAAUGAAUGGGUCUCUGGAAGAAAACAAAACUUAAAAACAUAACACAACUGAAGUAUUAUUUACUUCUACACUAACAAUGUAUUAUACACUCAGUCCUCAUUUAUGUAUUUUGUGACUGUUACUAUUAAUAGAUGUAUAUGUUACUAUUAUUAGACACUUAUUGGUCUUGCAUAGCCAGACUCUCCACCUCUUUUUGACUUUUGGACAGUAGACUGUCGAGUCAAAAAGGAGUGGAUAGUCUGGCUAUGAAGACUAGACACUUAUCACUACUGACACCUGAUGCUUUCAUUGUUAGUUUAUUCCUUCCAUUUAUCAUAACAUUCACAUCACUUCUACUACACAGUGUAUGUACUACUAAUGAUCUCACCCACUUCUCUUUGUCUCUCUUCAUGAUACAUCAUGUUAAUAUAUGUAUUGCUAUCAUGAUGUGCUGGUAUAGGAAACAAUAUACUUACCCAUUUCA